AUGCCAUCGAGCAUGGCAUUAUCCGAAACAAGAACGCUAGCGAGCGGGAAUGGCCGCAGCUUGAACGCCGCUCCUCGCUUGUCUGAGAGCAAGACUGUGGAUGACAGACCCAGAAAUGACGAUGUCUUCCUCAACAUCGCGAGGUCUGACUCGGAAUCGGGUCGUAGACAGUCGCUGGGACGGUCGGACUUUCGACGGUCUCGACUAGGCAAUUCCAUUGGAAGUUUACGGUCGCCGACCGCUCGCGACGAAGAAUACACCCCUUCCCCAGAACAUCGCCCCAAUAAGUUUGACCCCUUGCAUUCCCAAAAUGGCUCCUCCUCCCUUCCAUACGGCUCCAUUCCUCCCUCGCCAGCUGCCUCGGCUCAUCCACUGGAUGAUUCAAAUCGCUUUCGCUACUCGAGCUUGACGUCAGGUGCGCGUUCUACCAUUGGCGCGCCUCGAAGCCGACUCGGUCGCAUCAGCCCUGAGACCUCUCCGCGCUCACCAGCUGUGAGCAGGGACCGCGGGUCCCGAGAACGCAGUGCAUCUCUCCAUGAAUCGCGCUUUCACCGUAUCUCUGGAUUAUCUACAGUCAGGAGCAGUCGACAAGCGUCCGCCUCAGAGGCCACGGAACGCGGUCAAGACGACGCGGAGAAAUCGCGGGACGAAUCCGGAUCCAAUCUGUCGACCACGGCGCCCUCUACGGUCUGGGAUCAAUUAGAUGACUUGAAAUCUCGUAUUCGUAAAUUGGAGGUAACGGGGAAACUACCCCCGUCAUCCCAAGCAGCAAUCUUGGGGAACGAACGACCCCGAACUGCGGCCACCACGGUGACAGCGAUGUCCACCUCUCCCAGACACCACCGCAAGGCCAGCAAUCCUUCCAUGGAGAUAGAAUCCGUACAGAACCAGGUGCAUCCUAUUCUGCAGUCGGCAUUGGCCAAGGCCAAGAUGGUCCUGAGCAAUGACGUGUACGCGGCACUCGAGGUGACCAUUACGGAUGCUUUGGCUCUUUCUACCGUGUUGGGUGCCAAUGCAGCUCCAUCGGGCUCUGUCUCGGUCGUCAAUGGAGGGUACAGUUCACCCGAGCGUCAUGCGCGCCGCAAGGCCGACAGUGUAUGCCGGAGCCUGACUGAACUCUGCCUGGCUUUGACGGAUGCGGAGCUCAAAAGAUGUCGACCGUCCUCGAGCCAAGGCCCGGCCUCGCAGCCACGAGUGAAUGGUAGCGAUGUUGACUCUCUGAGACCGACAUCAUCGUACCGAGCCACCAGUCAUGAACCGGAAAGUGUCGAGCGUCGCCCUAGUACCAACCGCAUUUCGAGUCGUCUUGAGGCGCGCAGAGCAUCAGUGGCCAACCCCAGUCCAUCUACUGAGCCCAAACCAGCCCAGUCGCCCAAUCUACCUACUCCACCAAGCCGCCUUCACCGCAUUUCUACCUCUCUCCGCAAUCGCAGGGUACCUACCGAGGAAUUCGUGGAGACCCCGAACCCGAACAGUCGCUCCCUCUCCCGCGCUGUGACUGAGGUUGCUACACCGAGCCCUGCUCAAAGUGUAUCCCCACGACAACGAUUCUCUUAUGGCCCCUCGACCACUCGUUCAAUCUCCACUGUGAAGCCAGACCAGGGCCUUGGGAUCUCGCCUCGCUCCCCACAGUACCCACCCUCGACUCCGCAAGCCCCGGCAUCGCAACCUCGGACCCCCUCUACGUUAUCCCAAUCCGGCAUACCAUCUCACACUGCCAUGUCAUCUCAAUCUGGCAUCCCAUUCCGCCGCAGCUACAUGACGCCUGGUGUUUACUCCCCCGCAACGUCACGCUCCAAUAUCCAGGCCGGAUCCCGUCGAUACGGUCUUUCACCUGGAAUUGAAGAAAACCCUCGACCCCAGCUGGAGCCAUCUCAGACUCGCAUUAGUGUGCCGUCUGGCAAAUCAGUCACAAGCUAUACCCCCAUCCAACAGCCCCGCCUCCGAACCAACAGCCUGGGCAGUCGCAAAUUUGCCCUCAGACGCCGUUCCGCAGUUAUGCCCGAUGACGCCUUCAACCUCGACGACAGCAUUGACUAG
Molecule: messenger RNA, 2040 nt
Organism: Penicillium odoratum
Lineage: Eukaryota; Fungi; Ascomycota; Eurotiomycetes; Eurotiales; Aspergillaceae
Product: putative LPXTG-motif cell wall anchor domain protein
Exons: 2
Coding region: 1-2040 (679 amino acids)
Source: RefSeq, a predicted model, not a curated record